AUUUUUUCUCUGUUGAAUAUCAAACUAAAUGGUAUAAGUCCAUUAAGAAAUCUACAACAACAUAUCAAGAAAGGCAAUUUCAUAUCAUGGGUUAUUGAUAUUUGGAAUGCCACGUGCUCAAUUUAUUGUUGCUAAAUUAUGCUGCCCUUUAAACAUUUAUUGUGAUUCCAAAACCUGUCUGGCAAACCGUCUUUAGCUCCGGGACGAUGAUGUGGAUAGGAUACGCCGAAAAGCGAAGGAGAACUGCGUAAAAUACGCUAGCUUGUGAGCGAGCGGAGGACGGAGCGUGGUGCAUGUAUGCCUGUGUGUGUGUUGGUGUAUGUGUGUUUGUGUGCAUGUGUGUAGCAGCCAGAAACCCUAUGCCCUACUUUAACCGAAUGAUGCGCUAAGAGAGGAGGAGUGGGAACAUCCCAGAAGGCCCUCAGAGCGGCAGACGGAGAUGGAUGCUGCCGUCGCGGCGGAUGCUGCUCGUUACUACCACUGCAGCGCUCGCUGCCAUUUCCAGUCGCUGCCGAAGCCCUCGCUACUAGCCCGUACGCUGCGUGCGUGACCGAGUGGCGCUGCGACGAGAGCAGCAGCCCUCCGCCGCUCGCCGUGUCCUGUCCGCCUGUCGCAAGGACUUCCAGCUUCCCUGGAACCUCCGGUACCCGUUUUUUUUAACCGCCCGCUUCUGCCUCAGUUCGCUGGGCAGAGGGGGUCCACUGCCUGCCGGAGCAUGGACCCCCUGGCCAAACCAUGCCCGUCACAGGCUGACAGAAACCCCCCGACCUUCAGCGGCAGAUUAAAUGCUCUCGGAGCGACCGGAGGGGAUACGAACGACCAAGGCUGCGGCAGGGACGAAGCCAUGGGGGGUAGCGAUACUUUGAGCAGCUUCGCGGAGGUGGACGAGUCGCUGGAGGACAAAUUAAAGGGUCUCGCUUUCAGGAAGCAGACUUCUUACAGAAAGGCCAUCUCGCGUUCAGGACUGCAACACCUGGCUCCGGUCCAGAACCCUGUUUCGUUGCUCAGCAACGGACCCGCUAAGGAGCUCAGAACCACUGUGGACUGGACCGAGAGUGCCGUGAAUGGAGACCACCUGUGGCUGGAGACCAACUGCUCUGGAGAGCUGUGCUACCUCGGAGAGGAGACGUGUGUGGCCAAGAUCUCAAAGUCGGCUCCCCGGAGAAAGUGUGCAGCCUGCAAGAUCGUCGUCCACACCGCCUGCAUGGAGCAGCUGGAUAAGAUAAACUUCAGCAAGCCCCAUCGCCCGAGGGAGCAGAACAUCUUACGGCACCACUGGGUUCAUCGGCGUCGGCAGGAGGGAAAAUGUCGUCAGUGUGGAAAGAGCUUCCAGCAGAAGUUCUUCCACAGCAAAGAGAUUAUCGCCAUCAGCUGCACCUGGUGCAAGCAGGCAUUCCAUAAUAAGGUGACUUGCUUCAUGCUGCACCAGAUAGAGGAGCCCUGUUCGCUAGGGGCCCACGCAGGGGUCAUCGUGCCGCCAUCCUGGAUCAUUAAAGUUAGAAAACCACAGAGCUCCUUUAAAACCUCCACCAGAAGGAAAAAACGGACGUCGUUUAAACGGAGGACCAGCAAGAAGGGCACCGACGAGUCAAAAUGGCGUCCGUUCAUGCUGAAGCCGCUGCCAUCACCACUGAUGAAGCCUGUGCUGGUGUUCGUCAACCCAAAGAGUGGAGGAAACCAGGGCACUAAGUUGCUGCAGAUGUUCAUGUGGAUCCUGAACCCGCGGCAGGUGUUUGAUCUGUCCCAAGGGGGCCCCAGAGAAGCGCUGGAGCUGUACAGGAAAGUGCCAAACCUGCGCAUACUGGCAUGUGGAGGGGAUGGAACGGUGGGAUGGAUUCUGUCGGCGUUGGAUGAGCUGCAGAUGAACCCCCAGCCGCCCGUGGCCGUGCUUCCUCUUGGCACAGGAAAUGACCUCGCCCGGACACUGAACUGGGGCGGGGGCUACACGGACGAGCCGGUGUCCAAGAUCCUGUGCCAUGUGGAGGAUGGCAGUGUGGUGCAGCUGGACCGCUGGAACCUGCGCAUGGAGAGGAUGCCCGGACAGUCGCAGCCUGAGGAAGGCACCCAAAAGCUUCCACUGAAUGUCUUCAAUAACUACUUUAGUCUGGGUUUUGACGCCCAUGUUACGCUGGAGUUCCAUGAAUCUCGAGAGGCCAACCCAGAGAAAUUCAACAGUCGCUUCCGCAACAAGAUGUUCUAUGCAGGGGCGGCGUUCUCAGACUUCCUGCAGCGGAGCUCCAGGGACCUGUCUAAGCACGUCAGGGUCGUGUGUGAUGGUACGGAUCUCACACCCAAGAUUCAGGAACUGAAGUUACAGUGCAUUGUCUUCUUGAACAUUCCCAGGUACUGUGCAGGCACAAUGCCCUGGGGAAACACUGGCGACCACCGUGACUUCGAGCCCCAGCGCCAUGACGACGGCUGCAUCGAGGUGAUUGGCUUCACCAUGGCAACGCUGGCGGCGCUGCAGGUUGGGGGCCACGGUGAGCGGCUGCACCAGUGUAGGGAGGUGAUCCUCACCACCUAUAAGACGCUGCCAGUGCAGGUGGAUGGGGAGCCUUGUAGGAUGGCGCCCUCUACCCUCCAUAUCUCCCUCCGCAACCAGGCCAACAUGGUGCAGAAGAGCAAGAGACGCACGUCUGUACCGCUGCUCAAUGAUAUUCAGAAAGUGUGCUCAGCUGACCUUCGUCGCCUGUCUGCUCCCCCCGACUCCUUCUCUGUUCCCCAUGCCGUGCCAGAACGCUUGCGUCUGCGUGUGAAUCGAAUCACAUUGCAGGAGUACGAAAGGCUACAGUUUGACAAGGAUCGUAUCAGAGAUAUUUCUAUCCCAGUGGGCAUUGUGGUGGUGCGAGGAGACUGUGACCUGGAGACAUGCAGGCUCUACAUUGACAGACUGCAGGAGUCCUCUGGCGUCCAUUGGCAGGACUUGCACCAAGCGCCCCCUGGUGUCCGGCGCGUCCAUUGCCAGGAGGACGGACGCCCUCUGCCCAGAGUCGCCUCCGCACAGCGGCUCUCUGCCAACUGGAGCUUCCUGGACUCGACAUCAGCUGAUCGCUUCUAUCGCAUUGACAAGGCACAGGAGCACCUGCACUUUGUGACGGAGAUCUGUCAGGACGAGGUGUUCAUCCUGGACCAUGAGGCCCCGGUGCUGGGUCCGCCGGGAGGCACUGGCAUGCCUGAUGUGGUGGUGGAGCCCAGCAGUGGGGUUCCUUUGACAACAGAGGAACAAGGUCUUCUCUCUGCAGCAGCCAUUGGCGAUUUAUCCACGGUGUCGAACUCCUGGAGCCAGGGGGUCAGUCUGCUGGUGCGGGACUCGGGUGGCUGCUCCGCUCUGCACCUGGCCGCCCAGCACGGCCACUCUGAAGUGGUCAGCUUCAUCCUGCAACGCGGUUCUAAGUUGAUUUUGGACCUCACUGAGAGAGAAACAGGAGAGACGGCCCUCCAUAAAGCCGCCUUCCAGAGGCACCGCGCCGUGUGCCGACUGCUCAUAGACGGCGGCGCCGCCCUCAACAAGCCCAACUUCCAGGGUAAGUCUCCGAAGGACAAGGCGCAGGAGGCUGGAGACACACAGCUGGUGGCCUACCUGGAGAGUCACCUCAAGGGACAGCCUCUUCCCCAUGAGGACCUGGAGACGGCCGUGUGACCCUGGGGCUGUUGGGAUGGGGGCCAGGCCGACACCGCCAACACCGGUGGAACUACUACUGAGGUCAAAGUUCACAAAGGUCAACUUCUCCUCUGCCCUUCCUAAGACGGCAUAGAUACAGAGGUGUCUGUCUGUCAGUCAGACCACAGCGAGCCUGUUACCGAGAUUACUGGAGUAUUCUUCUCUCUCUCUCUGGUUUUGAAAAGACACACACACACACACACAGACACAAACACACACACACACACACACACACACACACACUCUCACAGAGAGAGAGAUAUUGGGGAAAACCAGGAAUGGACACAGGGACGUGACAUUACAUUGUUACAUUUGGACCUACCCUCCUCUGUAUCUCCAAACAGUGAGCUACAUUGAGCAGGACAGACUUGACCUUGUUACAGAGAGUUUUUCUUUUUUGCAUUAGUGUAUCUCUGCCAUGGCAGUUUUGGAGUGUUUGUUGUUUUACUUUGACAUGUAUUUAUUGGCUUUCAUUGUUGUUGUUCUUUUUUUUUGUAUUUAUUGAUUUCUUUAUUUAUUUAUUGAUUGAUUGAUUGAUUGAUUGAUUGAUUGAUUGAUUGAUUGUACAAUAAGGGGGACCGCGUGUGUCAUUAUUAGCUUCCGGGUCGGACACUAGCACCUGUAGCUGUGCUGAAAAGAGGAAUCCAGUUAGAUGGGGUCUGCAUUCUUAAAAACAGGUGUUGGGUUUUUGGGCUUAGGACGAAGACUUUGGCACGGCCACAGCUUCGAGUGUGAGACCUUUUGGACAGACAGAGUCGCGGUCAGUCCAAGUCUGAAACAUACUGUGGCUCUCACACUACCCCACCUGCCCUUGCCAUCCCUCCGACACACACACACACACACAGUAAACAGUAGUCUCCAUCCCCACUGUCAGGUCUGAGCGACUCCACCACGCCUAAAGUCCUCUGCUUUCUAAUGCUGUAGCCGCGGUAACUCACGCAGGCAUUCCGGGAAACGCUGCCCUAUUAUUACACAGCCAUGGGGAUAAGGUGUGUCAUCUGGGAAGAAUUGUGGAAUGGGAUGACUUGGGAAACUGUGUAGUCACACACACACACACACACACACACACACACACACACACACACACACACACAUAUUCACGCCAACAAGUUACCAGAAGUUGCCCAGUCAUCUCCUGACUGAUUUCUCUCAUCUGUGUGUUGAGUUUGAACUGAUAAAGGCCAACGCAAAACAGCGUUGGUAUAUACAGAUAGCUCUCCAUAUCCAACUAAAGAAACCCCAAAGAGUCAAGAAAACGGCUGACGAGAAGAAGCCUUUUUUGUAAAUUUGCUUUGCAGAGGAUUCUGGGAAAUCUGUAGCAUUGUGGCUGAACUGAAUGAAUCUCAUGUGUCUAUAAAGAGGUCUUUGUACAUUACAGCUGAUUCUGUUCAUUCUCUUACCCUCAGUUCUCUAGGAGUGUGGUUGUGUGUGUGGUGGUAUUAGUGUGACUGUGACAUAUUUAUCCUUAGAGGGGGGAAAAAAAGAAAAUAGAAGAAGAAAAAAAGAACUGAGCCAUAUUCAAUGCAAUAUGAAUGGAUGACAUUUGUGCAUUAGUUGGUUUACUUUUACAUUACAUUAAUGUUUUUUAUAUGACAAGAGGGAGGACAUGGUUGAUAGAGGAAUUUGGGAGGGCAGGGGCUGGUUGGAUGGUUCACUGCACCGUACCCUCGUGGGGAUGUCACAUUUUUCCCAAGCCGUUCCGGAGCUGUCAGGGCAGGCACAACCAGUCUUGGCUGUGUCUUUAAGCAGCAUUCGCAGUGUAACAGGAGGACUAACGUCUAAGUGUCAUCACCAGGAAAAGACAACAUUGACGUGUGCUUGCGACAUAAAAGGGGAUUCCUUCAUGAUACUUGUUUUCUCACACACACACAUACACACACACACACACACACACACACACACACACACACACAGAUUGGGGGGGGGACCAAGAUGGCCUACAUUUCCAUUCAGCUUUUGAUUCUGUUUGCUUAGUUUUCAGCGCAGAUCUGUGUUUGAAGUCAUUAACCAGAGAUCGUCUGUGGGCUAGGUUGACUUAAAGUAUGAGCUGCGUUCAGUAGCCUCCCAUGCACCACACAGUCAGUGAAAGCACAUGGCUGUGGAAGUUCACAAAUACAGUUACAUGUUCUACCUGUCUCCAUCUUCUCUGAGGAGUGAUUUAAAUAUAUAUGACUUGAUCUGAUCUGAUGUGGUUAUAUUUUAUAUUUUUAGUUUAUUCAUGAUUUUUUUGUGAAUUUUAAGGAUUGUUGUGCAUGGGAUUUGGUUACCUCUUUCGAUAUGUUUCCUUUUGAAGAAAAAAAUGAUGGCAUUUUGAUGGCAUUAUUAUCUUUUUUUUAAUUAUUUAAUUUAUGACUUACAAUAGAAUGGUCGUACAUUUUAUUUUGUACAAAGAUGGAACUACUUGAAUGUUUUUCUUCCUAUUUUUUUCUGUUUUUGUUUUUUCUUCAAUGUUAUUGUUGUGACAUCAUAUUCAAGUGACUGAAUGUCAUGACUCAGAAGUCAUGUGUCGCCCCAGUUCCUCCUAAAGUCAUCUUGCCCAUAGAGUGAGUAGCCUGUUGUGGAACUACUGACCAAGAAUAUGAGAAUAUCAAGUGAAAUGCUCCCAUAUGUGACCGCAAUCUGUACAAAAAAGCUAUUUCACACUCCAGUUUUGAAGUUUAUCUACCUGAAUUGGAAGAAACAAAAAAAAACAUCAACUUGUUUAAUUUUUGUUUAUUGUGGGAUGACAACACAAUUGCAUUUGCCUACAGUGAAAGCCUUUACACUGGUUUAUGACCAACUUUGCUUUGUGAGAACUCAUCACUGUCUGGUCACCCUCCUGAGAAAUCUGUGAUUCUCUAGGGAAACGUAUCCGUUAAUGUUUUUAUUUCUCUCCUCACAGUUCCGUCACGGAAAGGAAUUGUAUUGUGCCAUAAGUUAUUCAUAAUUAUAAUGUUACCAGUGACACACUGAAGCAGACUCUGACCAAUCAGAAAAAAAAAAAAAAAAAAAAAGACCCUCUUCUGGAUCUGAUGUUUCAAAUGCUUUCCAUUUACUUUGCCAGUGUUAUCAUUCAAUGUAAUUUUGGAUUAAUAUACAAGCAUGCCAGAUUGUACAACUGUAAAAUCUGAACAGGUUUUUAGAAUGACAAUAAAUAACAAAUAAAAUA
Alosa alosa (allis shad) is the source of this 6809-nucleotide messenger RNA. It is a transcript of the gene dgki, whose product is annotated as diacylglycerol kinase, iota. NCBI's taxonomy places the organism in Eukaryota, Metazoa, Chordata, Actinopteri, Clupeiformes, Clupeidae. Bases 716 to 3640 code for a protein of 974 amino acids. The transcript has 33 exons. The record is from RefSeq and is a predicted model, not a curated record. Gene Ontology annotation, cellular component: nucleus. Gene Ontology annotation, molecular function: protein binding; ATP-dependent diacylglycerol kinase activity. Gene Ontology annotation, biological process: regulation of synaptic transmission, glutamatergic; lipid phosphorylation; diacylglycerol metabolic process.